Megalopta genalis is the source of this 2550-nucleotide messenger RNA. It is a transcript of the gene Vang, whose product is annotated as Strabismus domain-containing protein Vang. Gene Ontology annotation, cellular component: membrane. The record is from RefSeq and is a predicted model, not a curated record. Gene Ontology annotation, biological process: multicellular organism development. NCBI's taxonomy places the organism in Eukaryota, Metazoa, Arthropoda, Insecta, Hymenoptera, Halictidae.
GCGCCGGUUCCGUUGCAACCUAAGCACACUGGUACACAUAUACAUACAGUCGAAAUAAUUCACAUGUACGUACUAGUGCAUAGUAUUUUUUUGAUUGAAUAUAUGAUAUAUAAUAAAUAAACGUAACUUUUCAAUAUUGUAAAUAUAUAUUAAUAUUAGACAUGCGAAUAUUUUUGUAUAUUCUACUUGAUAUUUCCCUAAACAUCCCUAGGAAAUUUUACCUGAUCUUCCUUCUCCUAACAAUUAUUCUGGAAUGUGGUAACAAGACAAAGAGGGUGGGAAUAAUAAACGUUAGGCGUGUCGGUGUCUGUUUUUAAAUAUAUUUUAAUAGAAGAUUACAUUGAUAAAGCGAUCUUAUUACAAAUAUUUCGUUCUGAAUGGUACGAAUUCGACAUUUCGGAAAAUUAAUUACGUAUCUUAAAAUGUCGGCUGUGCAAAAAAUCUUGUGCACAGAGAAUGCCCUAAAGAUUCUUAAUUCGUAGCGUAUCAUUUUCUAAUUCAACAAAGUUUCAACACCGCGAUUGUGAUAUAGCACUAAGUAUAUGUGCCUGGCGUUCGGAAACGAUUGGAAGAGGGUAUGUUCUUAUGGGGUAGCUCGAGGGCGGUAACCUUUGCCGGGGAAUGGAGACUGAGAGCGUAAAAUCGGGGGCUAGCGAGCAUAGCCAUAGCCAUCAUAGCAGGACUUCUCAAAAACAUCACAGAACUCAUAGUUCUAAGUCUCAUCACAGACAACAUUCUCAUAGAAGUACCAGGACCAGUCGCAGUCACAGAAAGGAAAGGCAUCAUUUAGAUACAAGCGAAAUGGCUCCUUUUCAAACGACUGUUAACGUAAGAGGCGAUAGUGUCGACAAUUUGGGUCAAGAAGUUAUCGAAGUACAGAUAUUACCACAAGAUGAAAACUGGGGCGAAAAUACUACUGCUGUUACCGGAAAUACUUCCGAUAGAUCAGAAUCGACUGAAGAUGUGAGCCACUGGCCGCAUGAAAAUGAUGGAUCAUUUAGUUCCUGUAAUCGAUUCGUGGGUCCUGUUAUAGCAAUGAUAAUUGGACUAAGCGCCUUUCUUAGCCCUGUCGCUAUGGUUAUACUGCCCAAAGUAGGAUUUUUUCCUGAUUCUACAACCGUAUUAACAAUGCAACAAAAGCUACAAUUGCUAUCAUGUAACGCAGAAUGUAAAGGCCAAUUGUUAGGUUUAGCCUUUAAGUUGGUGCUACUAGGUAUCGGGAGUUGGGCUGUGUUUUUACACUCACGAAACGCUACUAUGCCUCGUAUAUUCUUAUUCAGAGCUGGGGUAUUACUUCUUACCACAUUGUGCAUUUGUACUUAUUGGCUAUUUUACGUUGUUCAGGUCACAGAGAGUGCAAAGACUGCUGCAAAUGGUGGAAUAACAGAGUACAAAAAUUUAGUAAAUUACGCUGGUACUCUCGCAGAUACUCUAUUGUUCAUACAUUAUAUCGCGAUAUUACUUAUUGAAAUCCGGCAUCAACAACCUAUGUUUUAUAUCAAGGUUGUAAGAUCACCAGACGGUGUAUCACGAUCGUAUGCAAUUGGUCAGUUAUCGAUACAACGAGCAGCAGUGUGGGUAUUAGAAAGGUAUUAUACAGAAUUUCCUAUCUAUAAUCCAUAUUUGGAACGACUGCCCGUAUCAAAGUCUGGCAGAAAACAGUCAAGCUUCAAAUUUUAUGAAGUUGACGGUGGUGUUACUAGUGGUGUUCAGUCUCGAGGAGGUAGCGGCGAUAGAUCUGUAAUGCCGACUCAAACCCGUCGUAGGGAUUCUAGCCAUAAUGAACGUUUUUACGAAGAACACGAUUAUGAACGUAGAGUUAGGAAACGUAGAGCAAGAUUAAUCACUGCCGCUGAGGAAGCAUUUGCACAUAUUAAACGUUUACAUUCGGAGGUAGAAUCAACUCCAAAUCCUGGUCCUAUGGAUCCUAUGGAAGCUGCGCAAGCGGUAUUUCCAUCUAUGGCAAGAGCCUUGCAAAAGUAUUUAAGAGUGACACGACAGCAACCGCGUCACUCUGUAGAGUCUAUUUUAAAUCGACUUGCACGGUGUUUAGCUCAAGAUGCAGCCCCGCGAGCAUUUCUAGAGCCUUUUUUCGUAACAAGUCCCGUUUUUUCAAACGAGAAGGAGAGACAGAAACGUUCUCAUCAUUGGGCCUUAGUUUGCGAAGGCGAAUUACCAUCACGACCUCUUGCUAAUGGUUGCGAAUUUCAAUUGAGACAAGGUGAAGUAGCUCUUUUAUGUACAGCAUAUCAUUUACCCCACUUCCAUCUUACGGAACAACUUGCGCAUCCGAAAUCUAACAAAUUCUUGUUAAGAUUAAACUCUGAAACAUCGGUCUAGUAAUGCUUUAAAAUUAACGAAAUUCUUUGAGAUAAUUUGCAAUCAGAUGCUUGUAUUUUUAUUGAAUACAGAAUUCAUUAAGAACGAGUAGUUUUUUACUGUAUAUAUAUAUAAUUGAGAAAAAACUCCACAAUAAUAAGCUUGUAAGUAUUGUGAAUUAAAUAUAACUAUAGCGAUGCUAAUAAUACAGAAGCCUAUAUUAUUGUUAUA